AUGUCUACAUUCUUUGAUCAACUGAAGAGAUCCUUCACCGAAGUGGAAGUUACUGACAAUAAAAUCAAUACCAGUGAGUUCUUGGAAGCCGCCGAGUCACUCGUCAAGUUGUUUGACCUCUUGGGUUCUUCAGCUUUCUCUGUAGUUCAAAGUGAUAUGACAGGAAACAUCACCAAAAUCCGUAAUAAGUUGUUAGAAAACCCAGCUGCUAACGGAACAUUACAAGACUUGGUCCUUGCAGAAGCUGCUGGUAAAUCCAAGACUGCCACCCAAGGAUUGCUCUGGUUGUCGCGUGGUUUGCAAUUUACCAGCCAAGCUAUGAGAGAAACUGUCAACAAUCCAACCACCGAAUUGACCAAGACUUUCACUGACGCUUAUUCUAAAACUUUAUCCAAAUAUCAUGGUAUGAUGAUCAGACCAAUCUUCAAGUUGGCCAUGAAAGCAUGCCCAUACAGAAAGGACUUUUUUGAAAAGUUGGGUGCAGACCAAGACAAAGUCAACCAGCAAUUGGAAGAGUGGUUGAAGGCUUUGGAGAACAUUGUCCAAAUCAUCAUGGAUUUCUUUGCCUCUGGUAACUAUGGUAAGGGUUUAUAG
Molecule: messenger RNA, 594 nt
Organism: Dujonia railenensis
Lineage: Eukaryota; Fungi; Ascomycota; Pichiomycetes; Serinales; Debaryomycetaceae
Source: the annotation of a GenBank genome assembly